AUGAAUUUGCUUAACAGACCCACCUUCAUGGAGAAGCGAACAGGAAAGCAAAACUUGGCAGCGGUUUACCGUUCCCAAAUUGUGUGGAUGUGGGUUUGUGGCCAAACAGCGCGAGAAAUAUCCCUGGAGGUGGGAGUGAGCCUCACCACAGUAUACCGGUGGAUCCGACGGUGGCAGAUGGAAGGGACAAUCGCCCGGCCUAAACACGGAGAAGAGUAUAGCAGGGGAAUAUCUAUGGGAGACGCGACUGAAAUAGCUGUUGGGGCACUACUCGGCCAGGGCACUAACAAGCACCUUCCUGGGCGUAGUUCGAGUCGGGUGCUGCUGGUGGCGUGGCUGGUGUUUACCUUCGUCGUGGGCACCGUCUACAGGGGCAACCUCACCGCCGCCCUCACCAUGCCCAAGUACCCACACACACCUGAGACUCUGGAGCAGCUGGUCAAAGUUGUUCACAAGGUAACGAUGCCGUCUUUUGGAGAGCCAUUUCGACAGUUCUUCAAGCAGUCCGAUUCCGAGGUGUUCCAGGCUCUGUAUCGCCUGAUGGAGAUAGUGCCAUCUGCAGAAUACGGAAUGCACCAAGCUGUUGAGAAGAAACAGGCUUUCAUGGACGGCCGACUUUACCUGAUGCAGGCAAUCGCCGACCACUACACGAGGGUGGACGGCCGUACUUUACUGUACAUUGGACGAGAGAGUGUUUUUUCAAGCAGGGGAGCGUGGCCCAUACCUCACGAUGCGCCUUACAAACCUCAACUGGAUAGAAUAAUGAUGUUUAUUAUCGAGGCGGGAUUAUACGAGAAGUGGGUUAAGGAUGUACUGGAGAAGGCGAAGCAGGAGAGUCGCAGGAGACUGAUGGAGUUGCAGGAGACAGCGUCCCUGAGUGAGAAGAACACCGACAGUAACCAGGCACUCACCCUCCGCCACAUGCAAGGACCCUUCCUGCUCCUCGUCCUGGGCCUCGCCACCUCUCUCAUUGUCCUGGUCUCAGAGUUCCUGGUUACAUUAUUCAUCAAUCUUUAACCUUUAAAGCAACUUUUCUUCCUGACGAUCAUGGAAAUUCUCGGUCAGUGGGCCAAACAAUCAUUCAUAUCAACCCAUCCUAAUGUUUAGAUGGUACUUUUUGUAACUAUGUGCACCAUAGUUCAAACAUUGACAUAUUAAGUAAUUAGAUAGUAUAAUUUUGUUCUAUUCACUUUAUAGAGUCCCCCCCGCCCUAAAAAAAAUAAACUGAAAAAACUUAGAUUCCUAGGCCUAUUAUAGCACACAUAUGUACUAUAUUAGGCCUCAUAUAGCAUAUAUUAACGCCAAAUACACGACGAAACUACGAUGUUGCUGCAAUUUUUUGUUUGUUUAACACUUAUCCAGUUGUAACUACCAAUAUAGCAAGUUGUAGUAUCGUUCUAACAUGUCACGUUAUACAAAGAUGUCACAACUGUAUAACAAGUUGUAACAAGCAGAAAAUAGGGACAGUUACUGUUUGCAGGUUUAGGCCUAGGA
Procambarus clarkii (red swamp crayfish) is the source of this 1494-nucleotide messenger RNA. Its product is annotated as ionotropic receptor 21a-like. The record is from RefSeq and is a predicted model, not a curated record. NCBI's taxonomy places the organism in Eukaryota, Metazoa, Arthropoda, Malacostraca, Decapoda, Cambaridae.